AUGUGGAGAUCAUCGAGCAGCCCAAGCAGCGCGGCAUGCGCUUCCGCUACAAAUGCGAGGGCCGCUCUGCUGGCAGUAUCCCUGGGGAGAGGAGCACGGAUACCACCAAGACUCACCCCACCAUCAAGAUCAAUGGCUACACAGGACCAGGGACGGUUCGCAUCUCCCUGGUCACCAAGGAUCCCCCUCACAGGCCUCACCCUCACGAGCUUGUGGGGAAGGACUGCCGGGAUGGCUUCUAUGAGGCUGAGCUCUGCCCAGACCGCUGCAUCCACAGUUCCCAUAGAAGAGCAGCGAGGGGACUAUGACCUGAAUGCUGUGCGGCUGUGCUUCCAGGUGACAGUGCGGGACCCGGCAGGGAGGCCACUCCGCCUGCAACCUGUCCUCUCUCAUCCCAUCUUUGACAACCGUGCCCCCAACACUGCUGAGCUCAAGAUCUGCCGAGUGAACCGAAACUCUGGGAGCUGCCUCGGUGGGGAUGAGAUCUUCUUGCUGUGUGACAAGGUGCAGAAAGAGGACAUCGAGGUGUAUUUCACGGGACCAGGCUGGGAGGCCCGAGGCUCCUUUUCACAAGCUGAUGUGCAUCGACAAGUGGCCAUCGUGUUCCGGACCCCUCCCUAUGCAGACCCCAGCCUGCAGGCCCCUGUACGCGUCUCUAUGCAGCUGCGGCGGCCUUCCGAUCGGGAGCUCAGUGAGCCCAUGGAAUUCCAGUACCUGCCAGACACAGAUGAUCGUCACCGGAUUGAGGAGAAACGCAAAAGGACGUAUGAGACUUUCAAGAGCAUCAUGAAGAAGAGUCCUUUCAAUGGACCCACCGACCCUCGGCCUCCACCCCGGCGCAUUGCUGUGCCUUCCCGCAGCUCAACUUCCAUUCCCAAGCCAGCCCCCCAGCCCUAUCCCUUUCCACCAUCCCUCAGCACCAUCAACUUUGAUGAGUUUUCUUCUCCCGUGGUGUUCCCUUCUGGGCAGCUCCCAUGCCAGGCCUUGGCAACAGCUCCUACCCCAAUCCUGAACCAGGUCUCAGCCUCUGCCCCUGCCCCAGCCAUGGCAUCAGCUCUGGCCCCAGGCCCAGCCCCUGGCUCAGUCCUGGCCCCUGGCCCUCCUCAGCCUGUAGCCCCACCUGCCCCCAAGACCACCCAGGCUGGGGAAGGAACACUGACAGAGGCCCUGCUGCAGCUGCAGUUUGAUGCUGAUGAAGACCUGGGGGCCUUGCUUGGCAAUAGCACAGACCCAGCCGUGUUCACGGACCUGGCAUCGGUCGACAACUCUGAGGUGUAUCUAUGCCGCCCCCCACAGCUGAGCCCAUGUUGAUGGAGUACCCUGAGGCUAUAACUCGCCUGGUCACAGGGUCUCAGAGGGGCCCUGAACCAGCUCCUGCCCCCCUGGGGGCCUCAGGGCUCCCCAAUGGCCUCCUCUCAGGGGAUGAAGACUUCUCCUCCAUUGCGGACAUGGACUUCUCAGCCCUCCUGAGUCAGAUCAGCUCCUAAAGAGGUGACAUCUGCCCUGCCCAGAGCACUGAGUUGCAGGGGAUUGAAACCCUCCCAAAGCACUUACAGAUUCUGGGUGUGUGUGCUCCAGCUGCCCCAACUCUUUGGGUGAUGUCUUCCUGGGGGGGGAACAUUUUAUUCUUUUACUGGCAGUAUCUAUCUCUCUCUCUUUUUGGAGGUGCUUAAGCAGAAGCAUUAACUUCUCUGGAAAGGGGAGUGCUGGGAGGAUUAAAAUAGUUUGUUUCCCUAUCUUGAUGGUUAUACUGACCAUCAGGGAACUCGGGGGGUUCCCAGUCCCCAUCCUCCAGCUUCUAGUACUCUCCUAAAAAGAGGGGCAGGCUGGAGUUAUGGGCUUUGAGGCCACAAAGCCUUAUUAUCAAGUGUCUUCCUCACAUGGAUUCAUUUACAUCUUAAUCCACAGUGAUGCCCCUGUUACCAGCCCCUCUGUGGUGUUGGUAUUGUCCUUGUGCCUACCUAACACACCAGCAUCUGAGACCAGCCUUCCUGCCCUCCAGAGGUCUCUGCCAGCUCUUACCUUGCUCAGUUGGCCAGAGGGAACCAGUGGGACAGUGCUGGCCCUCUAGGAUCCAGAGGGGGGUUUGGUCUGAGACUUCCCUGCUCCCCCUUUGCUCAAGUGCCUUAAUAGUAGGGCAAGUUGUUUGGCGAGUGGGGGAGAGCAGGCUGGCAGCUCUCCAAUCAAGAGGCACCGUUUCUGAAGAAUCAAAGCAGUUGGACUCUUGCUCUUUCUACUCUGAACUAAUAAAUGUGUUGCCAAGCUGCCCA
Tupaia belangeri chinensis (Chinese tree shrew) is the source of this 2270-nucleotide messenger RNA. RefSeq names its product RELA proto-oncogene, NF-kB subunit (gene RELA). Gene Ontology annotation, cellular component: cytoplasm; NF-kappaB p50/p65 complex; nucleus. Gene Ontology annotation, biological process: cellular response to stress; inflammatory response; non-canonical NF-kappaB signal transduction. The record is from RefSeq and is a predicted model, not a curated record. NCBI's taxonomy places the organism in Eukaryota, Metazoa, Chordata, Mammalia, Scandentia, Tupaiidae. Gene Ontology annotation, molecular function: RNA polymerase II cis-regulatory region sequence-specific DNA binding; DNA-binding transcription factor activity, RNA polymerase II-specific.